Molecule: messenger RNA, 2486 nt
Organism: Xyrichtys novacula (pearly razorfish)
Lineage: Eukaryota; Metazoa; Chordata; Actinopteri; Labriformes; Labridae
Source: the annotation of a GenBank genome assembly
UUACAGUGUGUUUGACCCUAACUUAAUUUUACACCAGAAUAUCCCUUUAAUACAAUACAAAGAAAUUCAAACAGAUGUUUUUUCAUGAUAUCCAAAAGCAAACAUGACCAUCAGGGUAAAUAUGGAUGAUUUUUAUAUUGUAAAAUUUAAUGCCCCAAGCCAACACAAGGGGGUAGGUGACAGUCAAGCAGCUAUAGGAAACAGCCCUGGUCCGACAGUUUACACCUUAAUAUUCACACCUAAUUUACACCUGAUAAAUGAUAUAUCUUACUGUCCAAUAUAAGCAGGAUGAGGUUUUAGGUCAAAAGUCAAUACCAAAAUUGACACAAACCUAAAGUUCCUCACAAGAGCCUUAAGCAAGAAAAGAAACAACCCUCAAAUUCUGAUUUCUUCCACAUUGCUUUAAUGAUACUGACCUAUCCCUGAUUGUGAAAUCACAACGUCAAAGAAACUAAAUUUAUGAAUAGGAACCCUUUGAUGAGUCAGCUAACGGUUUUCAGCAUACCGGCGUAAUCACCUCUCCAGAGGAAGUGGUGUGUUGAGCAUUCAGAGUUCAAAAAGGUUCCCACGAUUCCAUUCAUGCCUUCUCUGCAUACCAGUCAUUCAAGAGUUUCGUACCAAACCCAAACACGCUGCGCUCACAUGCACAACAGGUGACUUCCUCACCCAGUCGGAGACAACUAAAUCUGCUGCAACAAAAACAAAAGUAGCCUAAAUCUUCUUUUGGCAAAGACGCAGACACCCACAUUGUUAGAUUGUCCUCAAGACACUUUCGACCUUUGACAGCCUCACCUGUGUAGCUCACGUCAUCAAAUCACACUCUGACAUACUAAAAAUUACCUUGUAUCCUGACGUUUGGCUUGCCAUUUACAAUGUGGACAAACUGCAAUCUCAACAUUUUUCUUGGAGGAACACGCCCACAUGGCUGCAAAGAUCCAACAAAAAGCAGAUCUAGCUAACUUUGAGGCGUCACAAUGACUCAUUACCUGAACUAACGACAGAAAGCUAGGAUUUCCAGAGCUGGUAAGGAGAGACUUCUUAUUUAAAUCAUUAAAAGUGAUAGUAUACUAUUACUACUCUGUGACAGUUUGUGACUCUUUUUCAGAUUUUAAAAUGUGUUUGUUAUUAUUAUUGGCAUUUAAAACUUCAUGGUGAGGACAUUAGCGCCAAGAAAGUGAGAGAUUACUUUGCGGCUGUGUGACAAAAAUGUUUUUUGUGUGUGUUUUCUCAGAGACGGGCAAAAGAAAAGUGACAUGAUGGCAGGUAAUUAUAAAAAUGUUGGGAUAAUUGAUCAAAGUAGUAUAUUCAGUUUUGAGAGAUUUCUUUCCUGAGAUUUUGUGCGUCUUUGUAGAACACGGAUCCCCUUGUGAUGCACAGGAAGCCACUUACUGCAUGAACGGAGGGACAUGCUAUAAAAUACAUUCAAUGAAUACUCUCUCCUGUGUGUAAGUUAAAUAAAACACUUUUUUUGGAAAAGUAACCCCUUGGGAAUCUCUUAUUUCUCCAUCUAUGUUAGAACUUUUUGGUGCCACAUGUCAAGUUUCAUGACCAAGUACUUUUUUUGGAUUUGCUGUCUUAUCCAGGUGCAAUGACAAUUACAAAGGCAGUAGAUGUGAGCAGUUCCAGCUCUUCAGCAGCUCUUCCAAAGCAGGGGAGGCCGGGUUAAUUGCAGCUGUGAUCAUUGUUGCCCUCCUCAUUUUAGUGGUGCUGGUGUUUGUUAUCUACUACGUACGCAAGUGAGUACUUCAUGGCUUCGGGAUUAUCAGCAUUGUCAAAGUGUUUAAAAAUAACACGAGGAUAUGGUCAUUUUUGUGUAAUACAGCCUCUAUUGUUUUUUUAAGCCAUUUGCCCUUUUUUUUUGUUCACUCAGGAUGCUGAAAGCCAAGCGACAGAGCCAACAAAAAAAUCAGCAGCAGUAUUGGCGAGUGAAACCAAGAGUGUGACCUUUCUUCUGAUGUGCGUCUCUACUGCAUGUGUGUUGGAUGGGAUGAUGAAAUAACUUUCAGAGUUGACAGCUGCUUGCCUUGUUGGACUUAGUACUAUAAGACGAUCACUGACUAGACUUUGGAAAACUGCUGCACCAACUUUCUAUGCAGUCAAAGCAGGUAAAGAGCUGCUAGCUCAUUAAUAGUCUCAUCUGUAACCCUUUGUGUUCGCUACAAAAAGGUGUAACUCUCACACACACAUACCAGGUGUGACACAAGUGUGAGUGGGUGGGAAUUUAAUAACAGCCUGAAUAGUACCUUUUUUAAAUGUAGCUUCUGUGGCACCACGGUUGUUACUCGUAUUAAGUCACAUUUCAAUCUGCAUGCUUUGUCUGGAUUUUAUAAAGCCUAUUUAGACUGUGUAUGAGUAUAGAGAGAAAGUAAUAUUUUUAAUAUUUAACUGGUACUGUGGAUUAAGAAAUGAAACCCUGUACAAAUGCUCACUCUGCUGUAAGUAUUUUUAAAUGUGUAAUUAUAUGGAAUGAUCUCUAGUCACUGAUU